This is a messenger RNA of Sinocyclocheilus grahami, 3035 nucleotides long. Its product is annotated as NACHT, LRR and PYD domains-containing protein 12-like. The annotation marks the transcript as partial. Lineage: Eukaryota; Metazoa; Chordata; Actinopteri; Cypriniformes; Cyprinidae. The record is from RefSeq and is a predicted model, not a curated record. The transcript is spliced from 9 exons. Gene Ontology annotation, molecular function: protein binding.
GCUGUUCAACACGACACUUCAGAGGCAGACAAAGACAGAUGUACAAACACUGAGCAGUCAGUGAAGGACGAUGGCAUCCAUUAAACAACUGCUUUAUGACACACUGGAUGAGCUGGAAGAAGAACAUUUGAAGAGAUUUAAGAGCUUCUUAAGAGAAGAUGGACCUAUUCCGGCUUCUGUACUGGAGAAGGCUAAUGCAACAGACACAGUGGAUCAGAUGCUGGAUCGUUUUGGACCAGAAGGAGCUGUGAAGAUCACACUGGAUAUCCUGAAAAAGAUUAACCAGAACAAUCUUGCUGAACAGUUAGAGAACAAACACAAGGAAGUCAAGAUCAUCAGCUGUGCUCAGACUGGAUCUGAUCUGAAUACUGAAACAGCCUUUUUAACAGAGGAUUUAAUGCUGCAGAAAUUCUUGCAAAUUCACAAAAACAACAUGAAGAAGAAAGCAAAGUAUAUUUUUGAGGGCAACAACGAAAAUGACGCAGAUCUCGAGACUGUUUACACAGAGCUGUUCAUCACAGAGGGAGAGAUGAAAGAUGUCAAUCACAAACAUGAGAUUAUGAAGAUUGAUGAUGCUUUCAAGAACAAAAAAACACAGGACAAACCAAUCAAAUGCAAUGAUAUAUUUACUGAACUGAGGAAAAACAAUGAGGAGAAGAUUGUGCUGACCAAGGGAGUCGCUGGCAUCGGAAAAACUGUCUCUGUGCAAAAAUUCAUCCUGGACUGGGCAGAAGGAAACACCAAUCAGGAUAUAGUCUGUGUGUUCCUGCUUCCAUUCAGAGAGAUCAACAUGAUUAAAGACAGAGAGGUCAAUCUCCAUGAGUUUCUGCUGAAAUUCUAUCCUGAAUUGAAGGACCUGGAGAAAUCAAAGUUAUAUAAGGAAUGUAAGCUAGUGUUUAUAUUUGAUGGACUUGAUGAGAGUCGCCUGCUUUUGAACUUUAAAAGCAAAACACUGGACACUGUUGAGGAAAGAUCAUCUGUAGAUGUGCUGUUCACAAGUCUGAUCAAAGGUAAACUGCUUCCAUCAGCUCUUGUGUGGGUGACCUCACGACCAGCAGCAGCCAAUCAGAUCCCUCCUCGGUAUGUGGGUUUGUUCACAGAAGUGCGAGGAUUCACUGACCAACAGAAGGAGCAGUACUUCAGAAAGAGAAUCACAGAUGAGACUCAAGCCUCCAGAAUCAUCUCACACAUUAAGACGUCUCGUAGUCUCUACAUCAUGUGCCACAUUCCUGUGUUCUGCUGGAUCGCAGUCACAGUACUUCAGGAUAUUCUCAUUGAGAACAAUGCAGAGAACAUCAGCACAACACUCACUGAAAUGUACAUUCACUUCCUGCUGAUACAGAUGAACAUGAAGAACCAAAAGUACGAUGAACAAGAAGAAACAGAACGUACAGAGCACCUACAAUUAAAUCGAGAGAUGAUUUUGAAGUUAGCUAAGCUAGCGUUUGAACAGUUGAAGCAGGAAAACAUUGUGUUCUCUGAGAAAGAUCUGAAAGAAUGUGGUAUUGAUGUGAGUAAAUACACUGAGUUCACAGGAAUGAUCGUUGAGAUCUUUAAAAAGGAAAAUGGACUUUAUAAGACAAAGGUCUUCUGCUUUGUGCAUCUGAGUGUUCAAGAGUUUUUCGCUGCAGUGCAUGUGUUCAUCUGUUACCUGAACAAGAACAUGCAGGAGCUUCAGUUUUUCUUUGAAGAUUCAGAAGCUACAGCCAGACAAAAGUUUCACUUCUUCUUUAGAAAUGUCAAAUUUCAUGACUUAAUAAAGAGGGCCACUGAUAAAGCCAUGGAGAGUGAGAGAGGACAUCUGGAUCUGUUUCUGCGGUUUCUGAUGGGCAUUUCACUGGAAUCCAGUCAGAACCUGCUCAAAGGCCUGAUAAAACACACACAAGACACCAGUGUGAGCAUCCGAAAAAUAAGUGCACACAUUAAACGAUUACAAAAACAGGACAUCUCGGAUGAAGCUUCAGUCAACCUAUUCUACUGCUUACUUGAGCUGAAAGAUCAUUCAUUAUAUGAGGAAAUCCAGAGUUACCUCAGUUCAGAUGAACAUCCAGGAAGAGACCUCUCAUCUUCAAUGUGCACAGUGCUGACCUACAUACUGCUGAUGUCAGAGAAGGUGCUGGAUGAGUUCAACCCAAAGAGGUUCACGUCACCUUCAAACUACACAAGACUUGUCCCAGCUGUGAGAUGCUGCAGAAAAGUCAUAUUUGACGGCUGUGGUCUUGAUGAAGCAUGCUGUGAAACUGUGUCUUCUGCUCUACAAUCAUCAAACUCUCAUCUGAGAGAGCUGGACCUGAGUAACAAUCACCUGCAGGAUUCAGGAGUGAAGCUGCUUUCUGAUGGACUGAAGAGUUCACAUAGUCGACUGAACAUACUGAGGCUAUGUGGAUGUAAUCUCACUGCUCAGUCAUGUGAGAGUUUGUCUUCAGCUCUACAAUCCUCAAAUUCCCAUCUAAAUGUGCUGGACCUGAGUAACAAUGACCUGCAGGAUUCAGGAGUGAAGCUGCUUUCUGAAGGUCUGAAGAGUCCAAACUCUAAGCUGGAGAUAUUGAGAUUUUUCACAUGUAAUAUCACUGCUCAGUCUUGUGAGAGUUUGUCAUCACUUUUACAAUCCUCAAACUCUGUUCUGAGAGAGCUGGACCUGAGUAACAAUAACCUGCAGGAUUCUGGAGUGAAGCUGCUUUCUGAAGGUCUGAAGAGCCCAAACUGUCAGCUGGAGAUACUGAGAUUUUCCCUCUGUAAUCUCACUGCUCAGUCUUGUGGGAGUUUGUCAUCAGCUCUACAAUCAUCAAACUCUGUCCUGAGAGAGCUGGACCUGAGUAACAAUCACCUGCAGGAUUCUGGAGUGAAGCUUCUUUCUGAAGGUCUGAAGAGUCCAAACAGUCAGCUGGAGAUACUGAGAUUUUCCAUCUGUAAUCUCACUGCUCAGUCUUGUGAGAGUUUGUCAUCACUUUUACAAUCCUCAAACUCUGUUCUGAGAGAGCUGGACCUGAGUAACAAUAACCUGCAGGAUUCUGGAGUGAAGCUGCUUUCUGAAG